Molecule: messenger RNA, 1338 nt
Organism: Fusarium sp. VM40
Lineage: Eukaryota; Fungi; Ascomycota; Sordariomycetes; Hypocreales; Nectriaceae
Source: the annotation of a GenBank genome assembly
AUGAAGAACCUCAUCACUUACACUCUGGCGGCCACGCUUGCCGCCGGUGCCACCGCUCAGCACCACCAGCACCAGCACAUGCACGCCCGCCGCCACGCUGGUUCCAAGGUUGAGAAGCGCGAGCCUGACGUUAUCACCGAGUACGUUGUCGCCGCCACUGAGACAGUCUACGAGCUCGGCGGAGAGCAGAUCGACAUCAAGGACGCCAAGGCCGGUCUUAACGGAGGCAACCUCGUCGUUGUUGGCGAGUCUAACCCCACCUACGCUGCCCCCGUUGCCGCUGUGACUGCUGCCGCUGUUCCUGAGAAGGUUGCUCAACCCAAGAAGGAGGUCGGCGCCCAGUUCUACGAGUCCAAGACUGUUGAGAUCCCUACCACCGUCGCCGAGCCUGUCUACGAGACUCCCGUCACCAAGGCCUCCCAGGCUCCUAAGGCCUCCACACCCAAGGCUUCCAAGCCCAAGACCGGAGGUUCCAGCUCUGGCUUCAACGGCGCUGGCACCGGUGUCGACAAGACCUUCGAGAGUGGUGUAGUCGACUGCGACACCUUCCCGUCCGAGUACGGUGCUGUUGCCCUUGAGUGGCUCGGAAUGGACGGAUGGUCUGGCAUUCAGUAUGUCCCUGACUUCACCUUCGCCUCCAAGGUCAUCUCUCAGAUCGACACUGCCAUCAACGGCGAUGGCUGCCGGCCAGGUGCUAUGUGCUCAUACGCCUGCCCCGUUGGAUACCAGAAGACCCAGUGGCCCGCCGCUCAGGGUGCUUCCAAGGAGUCUAUUGGUGGUCUCUACUGCAACAAGAACGGCAAGCUUGAGCUGACCCGUGACGGUUACGACACCCUUUGCGAGUCCGGAAUGGGAGGUGUCUCCAUCCAGAACGAUCUUGACGAGGAUGUUGUCACCUGCCGAACCGAUUACCCUGGAACUGAGAACAUGGUUAUCCCCGCUGUUGCCAAGGCUGGCAGCUCCGUCAGCGUUUGCAACCCUAACCAGAAGAAGUACUACAACUGGAACGGCAGCGGCACCUCCGCUCAGUACUACGUCAACAAGAAGGGCUACAGCGUUGAGGAUGCUUGUGUCUGGGACAGCCCCAAGGGUAAGGAUGCCGGUAACUGGUCUCCUGUUGUCCUUGGUGUUGGCCAGGCUGAAGAUGGCAACACCUACAUCUCUAUCUUCCAGAACUCUCCCACUAGCACUGCCAAGCUCGACUUCAACAUUGAGAUCAAGCUCAAUGGACAGGAAGAGUGCGAGUGCUCCUACAUCGACGGCGUGUGGAGCAAGGGCGGAGACGGUUGCACUGCUACCCUCCUCAAGGGUGGCAAGGCUGUUGUCCGAUACUUCUAA